This is a messenger RNA of Panicum virgatum (switchgrass), 813 nucleotides long. Its product is annotated as MEIOTIC F-BOX protein MOF-like. The record is from RefSeq and is a predicted model, not a curated record. Lineage: Eukaryota; Viridiplantae; Streptophyta; Magnoliopsida; Poales; Poaceae. The coding region runs from base 1 to 813 and encodes 270 amino acids. The transcript has a single exon.
AUGGCGCGGCAGGUUGUGCAGACCAGCGUGCUCUCCCGGCGGUGGAGGCACCUCUGGCGCUCGACGCCGUGCCUCGACAUCGACCACGGCGAGUUCAACCGCCGUCCCGACGUGUGGCGGCGGCUUCUCGAUUUCACCUACAACCUCUUCUCGAAGCACAGCGCUCCGGUCCUGGAGAGGUUCCGGCUGCACCUCGGCGCAAGCUACAACCUGAACGCCGUCGACGACUGGGUCCGCCGCGGCAUCGAGUGCCGCCCGGCGGCGCCCGAGAUCACCAUGUCAACAGAUUGCCAGCUGACACGGCCGCUGCUGCCCGCCGCCGCCUGCCGCCUGACGAGGAUGCGCCUCUGCCGCGUGCGCUUGGAGGGCAGCUUCACCAGGCAUCUCCGGUCCGGGUUCCCCGUCCUGGAAGACCUCGCGCUCGCGAGAUGCGACUGCCUCUUCCAGGAGAUGGUCUCCCCCACUCUCAAGUGCUUGUCCAUCGACUGCUGCGGGUGCUCCUCGAGCUCGUCGAGCGCGCCGCGGACGGUCAAGGCUCCCGCGCUGGCUUCCUUCCGGCUGAUCGCUGCCACGAACGCGAGACGGGACGCAUUCCUGGUGGUGGGUAAUGGAGCAGCCGCCGGUGGUUCCUCCCUUGUGCACGCAUCGAUCACGGUCAGCUGUGGAGAUAGCUAUUUCGUGGACAAGUCGAACAAGACUAUGUUCACGGUCCUCGGCAGUCUCUGCAACGUCACAACUCUCGAGCUGUGGAGAUUCAGUUAUCUGACUGUACGUAUUGAUUCGAUCCUGCACAUGAUCAAGCGAUCUGUUUGA